This is a messenger RNA of Chilo suppressalis (striped riceborer), 1263 nucleotides long. The record is from the annotation of a GenBank genome assembly. Lineage: Eukaryota; Metazoa; Arthropoda; Insecta; Lepidoptera; Crambidae.
AUGGACAAAUGCUUCAUGGGCAAGGCUCAUGAAAACGCAAUUAAUGUAGAUAAACAAGUUAGUACAGAAGAAUCUGGUGAAAGAUCAAUAUUCCAAGAGUUGCAGAAUGGUAUUUGGGAUGCCACAUCAUAUUUUAUGGAUGAAGAUGAUGGCAGUCCCUUUCCUGUUUCAAGUUGGUUUGGACUGAAGCGAUAUAUAAUGUUAUGCCCUGAUGUUCCACUCGUUGAUGGGAGUAUUAUAAAAAUGGUGAUGAGUUCAGUUAAUAUUGCAUUUGCAAAUGUGGACUGUGCUGUUCCCAUCUUUGUCAAGAUCAGAGAACAUUGGCAACAUAAUUAUCAGGGAUUUUAUGAAGAUAAUGAAUAUAAAACUAGCUUUGACACAAUACAUCUGAAAAGAAUAUCAAAUCAAUGUUCUCAUCUGACUGGACUUGUCAGUUUAUUUAAAUCAAAGAUAUCCUCGCCUGUCGCUCUGGAUGCCGUAAUGGUAUCUGCAAAAUUUUCUUAUGAGCUGAAAGAUUCUGAAGCUUUUGCUUGGAGAAAACUCACACAUUCCAAUGAAUUUUUGUCUAUAGAUGGUUUUGAUGUCAAAAAACUAAUUGAAUUGCCUUUUGGUUCUGAAAGAAAUCCUGUGGCAAGUAUACUUCUCAAUGCAAUUUGGCCCAGGUUUCGAGAGAGUACUAUAGUGGACUCGUCAACUUUUUCUGAUAUUGACCCUAUAAUGGCUCCUGUUUGGAAAGUUACUUUAAAAUUGAGAGAUAAUAUAGUUUGCCAAUUAUCAGAGACCAUAAGCAAAGUGAUGGAUUUGUUACAAAACAAUGCUCUUAUUAUGGACUCACUUGGUUUAAGCAGGAGCCUGGGUCUAGUGAAUCCAUUGAACAGAAUAACUGAAGCUCCUAUAACAAUCUCAAAAUUAGUGAAAGCUGCUAUUGGUCAAGGCAGCAAUGUCACAGAGUUCAAAGGGCCAAUACCUGAUGAUUUAUUGAUGGCACUAUUGUAUUAUGUUUUUCCGGAUGCUGUUGAAGAUGACACUUUCAACUAUCCUGAACAAUUAGAAGUGGAAUUUAAGAGUGAUACAAAUGAAAGCAAAUUAUGUAACUAUGUGAAAACUAGUCCAGAGGGUGGACUCGUGUGGAGGUUAUCAGUGACAGCAGCUCGGUUACAUCAUGCAGGAGGAUUGCCUUAUUUGGCUCACCUGUGGUAUGAGUUUAUUCAGGAAUUGCAAUACAGAUGGGAACACAAGAUAUUGGUACCAGGGUAUGUAUAA